UAGCAUACUUCUAGCUGAGUGAGUUCUGUUGUGUUGUGUUGUUAUUAAGCGUUACCGAGUGUUUUUAGCGAAAAUGGCGGAAUUUAUGUUUCUUGGAAGGCAAAAAAAGAUAUACGUAGUACGCAGGAACACUGAAGAAAGGAACUGUAGAAGUUUGUAUAGAUUUAACAGUCAAAACAUUAAUUGGCUGGCGAAUCAUUUUCUUCCGGAAAAUCACGAAAGAAGAGGAGGCGCCCUUUCCAAUGAAUGCAAAAUGAAAAUAUUUUUGCGCUAUUUAGCGGAUCCAGGUUUUCAGAUAGGUGUAGGAGAAGAUUUGGGAGUACACCAGACUACAGUAUCAAUAACAUUUUCGUAUGUUCUGCAACAGGUCAACAGGAAAGCACCGUUGUGGAUCAGAUUUCCGAGAAACAUUAACGAACUAGAAACAGCGAAAGUUAAUUGGCAAUCGAGAUACAAGUUUCCAUGUGCGGUAGGGGCCCUAGACUGCACUCACAUACCUAUAAUGAAACCUUCUUCACAUGGAGACGAAUACGUCAAUCGAAAGGGCUUUCCAUCUAUAAACGUGCAGGCGACGUGUGACAACAGUGAAAUGUUUACGAGUGUUGAUGCUUCAUGGCCAGGGUCUGUACAUGACGCUAGGAUAUGGAGAAACUCCGAUGUCUAUCGUAUAUUGCGUGAGAACCAGUGCAACGCCCUAAUUUUAGGAGACGAAGGAUAUGGCAUUGCACCGUGGUUAAUGACACCCUUUCAAAAUCCAGAAACACCUGAUGAGAGGGCAUACAACAGACUUCACUCUAAGGAAAGGGUGAUAACCGAACGGUGCUUUGGACAGGUGAAAAGGCGUUUCCCAAUUCUGCAAAAUAAAAUAAGGCUUGCCCAAACAAAACUCCCCAGUGUGAUAGUAGCCUGUUUUGUUUUGCACAACGUAGCAAAACAUGUAGGGGAUGAGGAUUUUGAGGCACCUAGUGAUGACAACAAUCUUCCAGUACUGGGAGAAGAGGAAGCAGCAAACGUACGUGUACGUGGAACAAAUAGGAGACGGGAAAUUGUAAAUGUAAUACGACAACUGUAA
Schistocerca nitens (vagrant locust) is the source of this 1072-nucleotide messenger RNA. RefSeq names its product putative nuclease HARBI1. The record is from RefSeq and is a predicted model, not a curated record. The transcript has a single exon. Bases 74 to 1072 code for a protein of 332 amino acids. Lineage: Eukaryota; Metazoa; Arthropoda; Insecta; Orthoptera; Acrididae.